CAGAAUUCGUUGCCUUCAAUUUCCAGCACACAAACCUUUCUUACUUCCUAAAUCCACUGGAUCAGACAACUGAAAAGAAAUAAAUAAAAAACCCUACUUUGCAGAGAAGCGGCCAUUUCAUCACCCGCAGUUUUCUAGGAAUCAUCAUGGAUCCCGGCGGCGGAGGCGGGCUGGAGGCGCGGCGUCUCCUCGAGAUCGCCGAGAAGCUGCUCGAAGCUCGUGAUCUCGUCGGCAGCAAACGCUUUGCCGAGCGCGCCCUUGAAUCCGAUCCCCUCCUUGACGGCGUUGACCUGACACUCGCCGUGAUCGAUGUGCUUCUCGCUUCCCAACACCGUGUUAAUAACCAGAUGGACUGUUACUCUAUCCUCCAGCUCCCACAUCCUUCCUCAUCCAACUCCGCCGGCGGCGGCGGUGGUGGAAACGAAGAUUCCCUCGCCAUCAAGCGCAGCUACCGUCGCCUCGUCCUCCUCUUGAGCCCGGAUCGAAACAGAUCCCCACUCGCUAGCCUUGCCUUACGUUUCGUCGUUGAUGCUUAUGCAGUCCUAUCUGACCCCGUGAAAAAAUCCCUGCUGGAUUCCGAGAUCCAGAUAGCUGCUUCCCAUCUCCGAUCAAACGGCGCUGCUGAAGAAGGGGCGGGACGGCCGGUUCGGACCUUUUGGACCUCCUGCCCCUCUUGCUGUCACGUUUUUGAGUACGAUCACUCGUAUCUAAACCGUUUUCUUCGAUGUCGAACCUGCCAGCAACCCUUUCAUGCUACCGAGAUGGCGACGAAGCCGCCUUUGGUGCCUGGCACAGAUAUGUACUACUGCGCGUGGGGAUUUUUCCCUCUGGGAUUUCGUGGCGGUCCGGCUUUUGGCGGUCUUUCGAAUUCAGGCUCUGUAGUGUUGCCGGAUUUUGGCGAUGGGUGGAAGCCCUUCAUUCCCAUUAGCCCGGUGUGGGGAAACCAACGGGGAGGUCAGCCGGAGAAGCCCUUGAAUGCUGUGCCUGUGAACUUUGCAGCCGCCAACCAGAAUGUUGAUUCGAAUGCUGGGAAGAAGGGGAAUGUGGCGAGGAGCACGCCGGCGAGAAAUAAAAAGGCUGUUGCCAAAAAAAGAGUUGGGAACUACUCCAAAAAGUCAUUUUUAACUGGAGUAAACGAAUCGAGAAAUGAGGGAGCUGAGAUCCGGGGAGCAAGAGGCUCUGAAGCAUACACUGGUACGGGGGUGGGUAUUUCUCACUUUGAUAUUGAUCUAGAUGCUACAGAGGAUGUUCUUGGUAAUCUACAUAAUCUGCCGUAUCUGUGAGAGGAAUAUAAAAAGAUACAGUUUCCUUACUUCAUGUUACUAAGAUGGUGGAAGGCAAGGCACUGUGUUCUACAGUAUGUUUGUUAAUCUGGAGUUACUUUUAGUGGAAAUGCUUCUCCAAAUGUAUAAUUCAGGAUGGUGGGAAUUUCCUGCUGAUUCCUUAAAAUUGUUUUAGACCAUUUUCAGUUUGACUUUUUCAGGUCCCGUUCAUUCUUCAUCUUCUAGGUGUGAAUAUGGAAUCUGCUUCAUAGCUUGUUUGAACUGUUAGAUGAUUGCUAAAGGUAUGUAAUUGAUCUUCUUUAUGCACCCUGGUUAUUAGUUUCAACUCAGUUAAAAUGGAAAGGUGAGGGACUCCAUUGAUGUGACUUGGAGCAUUCUUAAGUAGACAUUGUGGGCCUUUCAUUACUCAUGUUAUUUCUACUGUGAUAAUGUUGCUCGGAUAAUCAGACACAUUCUCCUUUUACUA
Phalaenopsis equestris is the source of this 1749-nucleotide messenger RNA. RefSeq lists its product as uncharacterized. The record is from RefSeq and is a predicted model, not a curated record. The transcript has a single exon. Bases 147 to 1283 code for a protein of 378 amino acids. NCBI's taxonomy places the organism in Eukaryota, Viridiplantae, Streptophyta, Magnoliopsida, Asparagales, Orchidaceae.